Erinaceus europaeus (western European hedgehog) is the source of this 300-nucleotide messenger RNA. It is a transcript of the gene PTH2, whose product is annotated as parathyroid hormone 2. The transcript has 2 exons. The coding region runs from base 1 to 300 and encodes 99 amino acids. Gene Ontology annotation, biological process: neuropeptide signaling pathway. Gene Ontology annotation, cellular component: extracellular region. NCBI's taxonomy places the organism in Eukaryota, Metazoa, Chordata, Mammalia, Eulipotyphla, Erinaceidae. The record is from RefSeq and is a predicted model, not a curated record.
AUGGAGACCAGCCAGAUGCCCAGAAGCCUCCGGGUGCCGCUGCUGCUGAUGCUGCUGCUGCUGCUUGUGCCCUGGGGCAUCAGCUCAGCCUCCGGAGUCACCCUGCCCCCCGAGGGGGUCUUCAGGUUAGUCCCGCGCGCCCUCGGCGGGGCCCCGGCGGGGAGACCCGGCCCGCGGCGGAGCCUGGCGCUGGCGGACGACGCGGCCUUCCGGGAGCGCGCGCGGCUGCUGGCCGCCCUGGAGCGCCGCCACUGGCUCAACUCGUACAUGAAGAAGCUGCUGGUGCUCCCCGGGCCCUGA